Molecule: messenger RNA, 742 nt
Organism: Mastomys coucha (southern multimammate mouse)
Lineage: Eukaryota; Metazoa; Chordata; Mammalia; Rodentia; Muridae
Gene: Cmtm2
Product: CKLF like MARVEL transmembrane domain containing 2
Exons: 4
Coding region: 2-637 (211 amino acids)
Cellular component (GO): membrane
Source: RefSeq, a predicted model, not a curated record
CAUGGCAGCACCUGCACCACGAGGCCGGACAGGGGGCAAGAAGAGCAAGGAUGAAAAACUGGGGUUUAAACGCUACAAGUGGGAAUUCAAAGACAGCAAUAAAGACUUCUGGAUGCAGGGACAUGCAGAGAACAAAAGUGUGGCUUUGAUCUGCUUAAUCGUUUCACUGGUUUGUUUCCAAAGAGUGGCCACACACCCUAUCGUGAUCCUGAUCCUCACUAUGGAACUGUCAGGAUGUGCUUUCUUCUUCUUUGUCUACUCCUUUGCCAUCCAGAGAUACAUUACCUUCAUCUUCUGGCCUAUGAUGGAUAUAAUGAACAACGUGGCCUCUAUCGCGUUCCUCUUAGGUGGUAUAUACUUUGCUCUUGAAGCAAGACGAGAAUUGCCAGUACCCUACUUAACUGGUAUGAUCCUCAUGGGAGUUGCUGCAUUUUUUAUUCUCAUUGACCUGUGUCUUCUGAGGAGACAAUUUAAAACCAGGAAGCUUCGAAAGUAUAUUCUACUUGCCCCAGACAAGAAUGGCAAGAUGCAAGAUGCGAAACUCCUUUUAACGCUGGCAGCCAAAGAGGAUGAGGAGGAAAGGCAAAGGGAGCUGGCAGAGAAAGCGAAGAGAGAGGCGGAGAACCCAACCUGGUGACUGCGCAGCCACACCUGCAAGCUCUGCAGGCAGGCUUUUCUACCCUCUCCCUUUGCCAGCUUUCCAGCAGAGUUCUCCAUCAAUAAAGGCAUCCUGGAAAAGACA